Cricetulus griseus (Chinese hamster) is the source of this 2669-nucleotide messenger RNA. Lineage: Eukaryota; Metazoa; Chordata; Mammalia; Rodentia; Cricetidae. The record is from RefSeq and is a predicted model, not a curated record.
UCUCUACAGAAUCAAAGUUACAAGGCCCAUGGAUUGUCCAAAGGAAAAGAGCGAGAGCAGAGAACGUUAAUCCGUUUCAAGACCACACUCAUGAACACUCUCAUGGAUGUCCUUCGCCACAGGCCCGGAUGGGUGGAAGUGAAAGAUGAAGGUGAGUGGGAUUUCUACUGGUGUGACGUCAGCUGGCUUCGUGAGAACUUUGACCACACCUACAUGGAUGAGCACGUGCGGAUCAGCCACUUCCGGAACCACUACGAGCUUACCAGAAAGAACUACAUGGUAAAGAAUCUCAAGCGUUUCCGGAAGAUGCUGGAGCGCGAAGCCGGGAAGGUAGAGGCAGCCAAGUGUGACUUCUUCCCCAAAACCUUUGAGAUGCCCUGUGAGUACCAUCUGUUUGUGGAGGAGUUCCGAAAGAACCCCGGAAUCACCUGGAUCAUGAAGCCCGUCGCCCGAUCUCAGGGGAAGGGCAUCUUUCUCUUCCGGAAACUGAAGGACAUCAUGGACUGGAGGAAGGGCACUGUGGGAAAGAAGCUCACCAUUGUGGAGGCGCAGCCUGCCCGUGCCAACACGAACCCCUCAGGCAGCCAUGACCCAAGGAGUUCUGAUGACCAGAAAGAUGAGAUACCAGUGGAGAACUAUGUGGCUCAGCGUUAUGUGGAAAACCCCUACUUGAUAGGAGGCCGAAAGUUUGACCUGCGAGUCUAUGUCUUGGUUAUGUCGUACAUCCCUCUGCGGGCUUGGCUGUACCGAGAUGGCUUUGCCAGAUUCUCCAACACCCGCUUCACACUGAACAGCAUCGAUGACCAUUACGUUCACCUCACCAAUGUUGCUGUGCAGAAGACAUCUCCUGACUACCACCCCAAAAAGGGUUGCAAAUGGAUGCUCCAGCGCUUCCGACAGUACCUGGCAUCCAAGCACGGUCCAGAGGCCGUAGUGACACUCUUCAGUGACAUGGACAACAUCUUCAUCAAGAGCCUGCAGAGCGUGCAGAAAGUGAUCAUCAGUGAUAAGCACUGCUUUGAGCUGUAUGGCUAUGACAUCCUCAUUGACCAGGACCUCAAGCCGUGGCUCCUAGAAGUCAAUGCAUCUCCUUCGCUGACAGCCAGCAGCCAGGAGGACUACGAACUGAAGACCUGCCUGCUGGAAGACACCCUGCACGUGGUGGACAUGGAGGGCAGACUCACAGGAAGGGAAAAGAGAGUCGGGGGCUUCGACCUCAUGUGGAAUGAUGGCCCUGUCAGCAGAGAGGAGGGGCCUUCUGACCUCACAGGGUUGGGAAACUUUGUGACCAACACACGCUUAGGUAUGAGUCAGACAGAAAGUGAGUGGGACAGAGGCACCAUGGGAGGUGUGGGUGGACUGGGGCAGCUUGGCAUAGCAGUGAGAUCAUGUAAAUCCAAUCUGCAGCAUACCAGCUGUGUGACUCAGGCAAGCAGCUUGCCCUCUCUGUUCUUCAUCCAUAACAUACAGAUGAGUAGUGUCUUACAGGCGGUGUGCCCAACUGCAACCUGGGGACCCCAUGAACCGAAUGCCCAACACAAAAUUGUAUACUCAAAGAUAUUUAUGAGAUUUUUCUGUGAGAGGGAGAGAGAGAGAGAGAGAGAGAGAGAGAGAGAGAGAGAGAGAGAGAGAGUUUUUUCACAAUUAUCAAGUGUGAACUUUGUAGAUGACAAUGUCUAGUCACAAUGUUAAGAAGUUGGACACUCCUGGUGAGAGAUUACUGAGUCAUCAGAAGGGGGAUUUCAAGACUCAGGCAGAGAACAAAUUAUCAUUAGAAAAGUUAAAGACUGCAGGAGUCUGCGAUAAAGUUAGUAUAUAAAAUGUGAAAAAAUUUCCAAUUAUAGCAAUUCACACUCAUUGUAGAAUAUUUGAAAACUAAAGAAGGAAAUUUUAAAACACAUCCAGACAUAACCAUCAUUAACAAUCUGGUGUUUCCUUCCAGUUUUAAAAAAUGCAUAUAUUCAUAUUUUUAUAAAUCUGGCACCAGACUGGCAUUUGGAGUCCCGCUUUCCACGUGGCAUCCCUCCAUUCAGGAAUACAAAGGCCCUCCCAUGGGAAGCAUGUGUUAGCCAGGGCUGGGCUAAGUGUGUACCUGCAUUACCACAUUUCAUAUGGUAGCUUCUGUGAUCCCGCCAUGGGGGAGGAAAUGGUCUCCAAAGGUUGCACAGACUGCAGAAGGCUGUUGUCAUGGUGAUGGGUCAGCUUGAGCCCUAACCCCUGAAUCCUGACCUCUAGACUCUCCUAGUCCCAGAAAAGUUACAAAGUGGUUACCGCAUAGCUGCAGAGCAUUUCUUGUGUGCCAGCAUUUACCAAGCUUAUUUCUUAUCAAUGGGCAUUUGGCACAAUUUCAUCUUUUUACUUUUCCAGAGAACAUCAUUGUGAACAUCCUCUCCUGUGAAACCCACUGAAACUAUUUCCUUCUAGAUCCAGGGAAGUAGAGUCACUGGGCCAAAGGGGCAGACUAACUAGAUAACUAGAAAGGAAUCCAAGCCUUCACCCCUUAGUGAAUUCAUUAUUAUUUUAUGGGGAUUCCAUUGCUUUCUGAGGCGCCUUCAGUUUUUGUCUUUCUUCUUUUGUAAGCUUUUUAUUUUUAAUAAUAAAUAGACUACUUUUAUGGAAAAAUAACAUGAACCAAGUUCUUACAGGAAAUUAAUUUUUUGUGUGUGUGG